UGCCGGGGUCAACGGUCCCUUCUGGCCCGAGAGUCCGGCCGAGAGCGGUGGCGGCGUCCGCGGAAGGACUUCGUGGGAGGAGAAUGGCUUCAAUAAGAAAAACCAGCCGUACUGUGCGUGAUGUCUUUGGUGACUUCAGUGAUAUUUCCUUAGAAGAUUCAAAGAUGGAAGAAAUCCAGAACUUGGAAAUCAGUAGAAGUCUUACCAAAAUCGCACCCGGUCCAAGCAGAUUUCUAAAAAGAAACCAGACUAUGGAUGGAAAACACUUAUUCCCGAAAGAGAAUGCUCUCCUGGGGAGUGGGCCCUGGCUCUCUUCAGGUAGAGCUUCGACCACUGCCUCGAAGGUCAGGGCCAACGCUGCGCUCACAAAGCUGGCCCAGAUAGAAACCAAGAUCAGGAACCGGAAGGUGCAGAUGGAUUUGUCUGACGUGGAAUCUGACCUGAAGACCUCUGAGGACUGGCUUCCUAGCAGAGCAGACGAAAAUCCCCCUAGAAGGACGGUUGACCUUUCUUCACAGAACACAGACAAAACCUCCCAGAAACAGGCCCUUGAAAUUCCUGUCCCUGAGAGUGACAUGCCGAGUGGGAAGGUCAGUAGGUUUCUAAAGAAGAGAGAAGCACCUGUGGAAAAGAUAUCCCCUGAAGCACAUGUUGGGAAAGAGAGGGAUCUUCAAACACCCAAAGAGAAAAAACCUCCUAGAAGACUGGAUUCUCCAGACAGUGAUGAAGAGGAAGUGAAAGAGUUGCUGGGAAGCUUGAUGGAAUCUUCUAGCGAAAAACAAGUAUCCACAAAUCAGGGUUUCACCAGCACCAAAGUCAGUGAGAAAGAACAAACAAAACUAGUCUCGGAUCAGAUCCCAAAUCAACUGAGAGUCCUUUCGCUGCCCAGGAAGGAUCUUUCCAGCUCAAAGCCAUUUCUGACAUCACGUCUGCCAACCUCACGGUCAGCAGAUGGGACCCUUCGCAGUGCUGGCUCGAGAACUCGCUCCCCACAGAUUCCCAUUUCAGAGGACACAGCCUCCCACACGGCGUCACUUUCCAUCCCCAGCGCCUUUCCGAAGUCCGUGCCCUCGACAGUGGGGGAUGGCAAGCUCUCGUCCUCCCUGAGAAGGAGUGAGGCUGGGCCUCAGGAUGAGUCUCCCUCAGAAGCCACCGAUGAAAGUCUAAAUGAUUUGAGAAUAAACAUUUUAUCCCUUGAUGAUCUGGCUCCAGCUGUCAGUGAGAAAUCAGACUUGGAACAGAAAAAAGGUCAGGGGGAAAAGGCAUCCAGCAAAAGCCCCUGGGCUGGGGCCCCCCCCUCUGGAAGCAAGAUUUCUGAGUGCCUGAGCCAGCGGUCCGUCUUGUCCCCUGGACCCAAGGGCACUUCUAGACUGGGGUCAAAGUCUCAGGAACCUAUGGCCAGCACAGUGAGCUCGGCUUAUUCGGAUGAUUUUGAAAAAUCCCCCAGUCCAACAGCAUCUGAGUCGAUGCCCCAUUCUGAGGAGUCUCCUGACAGGACGCUGGUGACUUGGUCUGAAUUUUCUGCAAGCCUGAAGACAGACCUUCCUCCACCAACUCCCAAGUCUCGGAAAAAGUGGGCCAGGGGUGUUACAAGAGUCAUGGUGAAGGAGAUGGCUGUGCAGACCCUCGAUCCCGCCUUCACCUACCAGUGGGCUAAGGCGGCCGGCGUAGCGGCCAUCGGACCAGCCCUGGGAGGUGCCUAUGUGGACCCCUCGCCCAUCGCCAGCCACGUCAUCAGUGCGGACGCCAUAGAAGCCCUGACAGCGUACAGCCCGGCCGUGUUCGCGCUCAACGAUGUGCUGAAGCAGCAACUGAGCCUGACACAGCAGUUCAUCGAGGCCAGCCGGCACCUGCAUGCAUCCCUCCUGCGCUCCCUGGACCGGGACUCAUUCCAUUACCACACCCUGGAGGAAACCAAAGAGUACAUCAGGCAACACAGGCCCACCCCGCUGACCAUGGAGGAGGCCCUGGAGGAGGUGAAGAAGGAGCUGUGAACGCCGGGAGAUAAGGGGGUUCCCUAAGACGGCGGCCACUGCCUCACACUCGGCGGCACAGCCAGGCCACACUGGACCCGUAAAACGGUUAGAAAAUAGAGAGCGCAGCCACUGCCUCAGGCUUUACAACGUGACUGCAGAGGUAACAGCGAGGUGUGAGAUGAGGUGCCACUGUGAGGUGCCACUGUCAACUGUGCUAGUGCUCGGGGGCCCCGAGGUGCUGCCUUGGCGCGGGCCACCGCCAGCGCGUCUUCUAACAACACGUUUCAACAUUCACAGCAAAGCAUCAGAGGGUUCCAGCGCUACCAGAGGUCAUUCUGACAGUUAAGACAGAAAUCUUACGGCGGGGUGGGGCUCCUGGACCGCGACCGACGUCUCCUUCCCGGGGAAUAGGACUUGGACCGAGAGCGAGAGCGGGUCCGGGAGCGGCUUUGUGAGGAGCGUGAUCGGCUGCGGCUCCUGCGGGGCCAGGGGAGAGGAGGCGGGUCAGCGCAGCUGCGGAGGAGCCUCAGGCCUUGCAUCCCGAGAGGCGGGGCCCUGCCUACCUGGAUCUGGAGCGGGAGUAGGAACGGGAGCAGGAACGAGACCUUGACCUUGAAUAGGAGCCGGAAGACUUGGAGGACCUCGAGUUGGAGCGGGAGGAGGAGCGCCCUCGGCUUUUGGAUCUGCUCCGAGACCUCGAGGGUCCGCUGCGGGGACAGGCCUGGUGAGCCGGAGCCCCUCCAUGGACUGCGCCCAGCCCGCCCCAACCCCCAACUCUAAAAGACCCCCCAUGUGCCCAGUCCAGGUGCAGACACGCCCUUUCACAUCAGGGUUGAAUACAGACAAUGGCAAGCU
Delphinapterus leucas (beluga whale) is the source of this 2831-nucleotide messenger RNA. It is a transcript of the gene CUNH19orf44, whose product is annotated as chromosome unknown C19orf44 homolog. The record is from RefSeq and is a predicted model, not a curated record. NCBI's taxonomy places the organism in Eukaryota, Metazoa, Chordata, Mammalia, Artiodactyla, Monodontidae.